Messenger RNA from Necator americanus (New World hookworm), 378 nucleotides. RefSeq lists its product as uncharacterized. NCBI's taxonomy places the organism in Eukaryota, Metazoa, Nematoda, Chromadorea, Rhabditida, Ancylostomatidae. The transcript has a single exon. The coding region runs from base 1 to 378 and encodes 125 amino acids. The record is from RefSeq and is a predicted model, not a curated record.
AUGCACCGUGCACCUUGCACCGUUGCUCACAAAGUGGCUAAAGUAAAUCGUCUUCGUUUCUUUGGUCAUAUGUUAAGCAGACCGGCAGAAGUUCAACGAGUUCUGAAGAGUUUGAUGGGUUCAAGCUGGAAGAAGCCACCUGGCCGAAAACGGAAGUUCUGGACUGACGUGGUGAAAGAGGACCUGAGGACACUCGGCGUGGAUAGACAGUUCAGGCGAGACGUAAGGUUUCGCAGAAUAUGGAAUAGCGACGAAUGGAUUGAUUUUAUGCAAGCUCUCACAGAAGAUCGAGAAGGUUGGGCAGAGCUGUGUUCGAGGACGGCACACCUCGGCGAAGUAAUCGCGUCAGACGAUGACAUCAGCCCGCCGAUUAAGUAA